Amphiprion ocellaris (clown anemonefish) is the source of this 2335-nucleotide messenger RNA. RefSeq lists its product as uncharacterized. Bases 102 to 1625 code for a protein of 507 amino acids. The record is from RefSeq and is a predicted model, not a curated record. Lineage: Eukaryota; Metazoa; Chordata; Actinopteri; Pomacentridae. The transcript is spliced from 8 exons.
AGCGCCGAGUGGAACAUGCAUAUGGGCAAGCAACGCAAACUGCUGCUGUUUUCAGGAUUGUUUGGUGAGUUCCAGUUUGUGGAUUCAAGUGAAGUCAAGCUAUGGAUACACUGGAUGAAAUUACAACCGCCACACUUAAAGAUGCAAAUAUUGGAGAAGACAUACUGCCUUCACUCUCCAGAGAUGACAUCAAAGAUCUGUUUCCUGGUCCUCAAAAUUUCCUCAGGCGUCGGGCUCUAUGGCUUGUGGUAAAUAAACAAGAGGAAGAGACUCAUGCUGAGAAAGUACCACCAUCAACCACUAGAGCCAGUGACCUCUCCCAAGAGGAGCCCAACACUUCGAAGUUUGUGACGAUAUCCAACCCAGAAUAUAUAGUCUUCACAGACAGUGAGCUUGAACAAGCACGGCGCUACUACUUUGAGCAGAAACGACUGGGGACAGACCACGUUGAGCCUUUAUCAAAGGACCUCUUCUGCCGACUCAUCAGAAACACAAUGACUAACAUGAUUUCAAUAGCAAGAGCCACUGAGGACUUCAGAUACCCCAGCAAACAUGAGGUGAAUGCUAUGGCGAAGCGAUUGGUGGAGUACUACCCGAUGAUAACAGGAAGGUGUGGUGAAUGGGAGCACGUUGCUAAAAAGCUCAUGAAGAGACUCUCAAAUGUCAAAAGUCCAAGAAAGGCUAAGGGCCCUCCUUCCAAGAAGCCACGACAGGAUGGGGAUGCAGAUGCUGCAACAACUGACUACGAUGGAGAUUCCAGUGGAUCAACUAUUAUUUUAUCACCUGUUCGAGCCAGCACCCCAGUGGAACAACAGGGUAGCAGUGAUGAAGCAUCUCCUUCAACUGACUUCUACAGCAGCCAGAAAACCCAGGCAAGACACUACAAGACUCUCCAACAAUUGUACAAGACCAAGAAGCCGAACAAAGCUGCAGUGACCCAACUAAUGGACCUGGAGUUUCAGUCUAGAAGACUCUUCAUAGACUCCGAUGCUGUAAAGGAACAAGACAGACCAACAAAGAUUCUCGAAGCUUACCCAUGUUUCAGAGAAGUGGAUCAUGUUUUGGAUGAAUUGCGGAGAAUUAUUCAACCAUCCAAUUCCCGGUACAUCUCUGAGAUGAAGGAAAGAUGGGAAAACUUCUACUCAAAGGUGCAGUUCUAUGGUGUGAUGAAAAAACUCGUGAAGCCUCCAAACACAUUGAAUGGAGUGGAGCAUGCCACAGCUGUAUUCAGAGCCCUGCCACAGCUCUUCCCAUCCAGCACUGUGCCUCCUAAGAAGUUGGGUGCCAGCAGUGAGGCUCUUUUCCAUGUCCUUACGACUUCAGAAGACCCUGAUUGUUUCCUGCGCCAGCGACCUCUGUCUUGUCCAUUUGUGCUUGUCUCUGAAGACAACUGCAUGAUCGCCGUGGGAAGCACACCAGUGACUACGUUCGACCGGGAGGAUCUUUAUGAGGGACUGCUCUAUGUCAUGGCAUAUUAUUAUGCCCUCCACCUCACGUACCCAAAGUGUAUUUCCACACUACUGUCUGUACUGCAAACUGAAAUUCUUCAAGAUUCCAUCCAUGACCGAGAUUCAACCCCCUCCUACAAAAAAGCUCUUGCUGAGUGGAAGUCAUUCAUUGAGUGAGUUUGUCUUUUCUUGUUUUUUCCUUCUCUAUGCCAUGAAGGUGUUUCAAAAAAAGUUAGUCAAAUGUUAGCCACAUGUUUGUUGGUGUCAUUUUAAAUUAGUUCUUCUGAGAUACUUUGCAAACCAGCAGUGGGAAUGUCUUUUCUUUUAACAUACAUAUGGUGCUGGAAUCCUUUUUGACACUGGCAGCUAGAAUGUUACAUAAUUGUUAUGUUGCUAGAAUAAUGGAAUACACACUUUUUGACAGUUGCAGUGUUGUAUCCUGUUAAAAUAUCUGGAAUAAGUACUUGUGACUGACAACGUUGUACUGUAUAGUACUAUGUUAAAGUAGUUGGAAAAUGCACUUCUUGAGAGUGGCAGUUGGAUUUAUUAUGCAGUUGUUGGACUUGAGUGAUGUCAAACUCAGCUGUCCUGAUUUGCUUUAGUAAAAAAUGAAUAAAUGAAGAAUGCUUCUGGUGACUUAAUUUAAGAAAAAGUAGCUUGUUUGUCGUAUCCUUUUGGAAGAAAUUGUGUCUUAUACUAAGCUACUUUUAGCUAAUUAUUAUUCUUAUUGUUGAGGUAUAAUUUCUCAAAAUCAGUUCAAUCAAGAAUGAAAAUGUUCUGUUUCAAGAAAAUUUGUCCUAUUGUAAGCUUUUUUUAUUAACUGAAAAUCUUAAUUAAGGUAUAAAUUCUUAAGUUAAGUAAAACAUUCUUAAAGUCAGCUUCAUCAA